Molecule: messenger RNA, 2061 nt
Organism: Nasonia vitripennis (jewel wasp)
Lineage: Eukaryota; Metazoa; Arthropoda; Insecta; Hymenoptera; Pteromalidae
Product: alpha-L-fucosidase
Exons: 6
Coding region: 403-1836 (477 amino acids)
Biological process (GO): fucose metabolic process; glycoside catabolic process
Cellular component (GO): lysosome
Molecular function (GO): alpha-L-fucosidase activity
Source: RefSeq, a predicted model, not a curated record
AUACCUAUAGGCUGAAACAUCUCAGGAGCGUCGGCCGUCGGGCAAUAAACAACAAUGCAAGUCUCCGACAGUUCAGCAAGUUCAAAUGUGUUAACUCGCCGGUUCAGUCGGUUGAUACCUACCUAUGAUGGUUAUUAUUUCUCGCCAUGUUGGUUUGCUUAAUUUACAGUAAACAAGUCUAAUAACUGUUACAAACCGAUGUAAAUGCAGAGAUAGCGAAGAUAAUCGUGUUUUUUUUACGAUUAAAUACACCUUAUCAAUCAAUAUAGAAAAAGAGCAAGGGGCAAUCGUAAUAAGUGCAAAAGCAUAAAUAACACUGGUUGUGAUUAGAUAAGUCUUAGUUUGUUCUUAAAUAGAAGGUUCGAGUGGGAAAAUUUUGCAGUGUUCUCUAGAUGUCGCAAAAUGCUUGUCUACAAAGCAUUUUUGCUACUGUGUUUUUUUGUUACUUGCACGUUAGCUGCUGAAUCACCUUAUUAUUAUUUGUUUUCUGCUAUCGAUGAAAAGGAUUUGGGUGAAGGUAGUGCUCCAGUCGAGGUCAGUGUAAAAUAUGACCCUACUUGGGAUAGUCUAGAUAAAAGACCUAUACCAACUUGGUACGACGAUGUCAAGUUUGGUAUCUUCAUCCAUUGGGGAGUUUUUAGUGUUCCAAGCUUUGGCUCUGAAUGGUUUUGGAUAAAUUGGAAGACUGGAAGUAAAUCAAUCAGGCAGUUUAUGAAAGACAACUACAAGCCAGGUUUUACGUAUCAAGAAUUUGCUAAGGACUUCACUGCUGAGUUCUUCAAUGCAACAGAGUGGAGUAAAUUGUUUGAGGCCUCUGGUGCAAAAUACAUAGUUCUGACUAGCAAACAUCAUGAAGGUUACACGCUUUGGCCCUCUAAGUAUUCUUUCAGUUGGAAUUCCAUGGAUAUAGGACCUCACAGAGAUUUAGUAGGAGAAUUGGCUGAAGCAAUUAGAAGAAAUACAGAAAUAAGAUUUGGACUGUAUCACUCCUUGUAUGAAUGGUUUAAUCCAUUGUACUUGGAGGAUAAAAAGAACAAUUUUAACACUGAUAAUUUUGUGCUUAAUAAAAUUAUCCCUGAAAUGAAAGAAUUAAUCAAGCAGUAUAAACCAGAAAUACUGUGGUCUGAUGGUGAUUGGGAAGCUACAGAGGCUUACUGGAAAUCUAAAGAAUUUUUGGCUUGGCUUUAUAACGAAAGUCCUGUCAAGGAUACAGUCCUUACCAAUGAUAGAUGGGGAGUUGGUACAUCAUGCAAACAUGGAGAUUUCUACAACUGUCAAGAUCGUUAUAAUCCUGGAAUUUUACAAAAACAUAAAUGGGAGAAUUGCAUGACCAUUGAUAAAAAAUCUUGGGGAUACCGUAGAAAUGCACCACUAGAGGAAUAUUAUAGUUUGGAGGAUUUAGUGAAAGAAUUAGUUAUUACGGUCAGUACUGGAGGUAACUUUUUGAUGAACGUCGGACCUACGAAAGACGGUAUAAUUCCUGUAAUAUUCCAGGAGCGUCUUCGUGGAAUCGGAAAAUGGUUAAAAACCAAUGGUGAAGCUAUUUACAAAACCAAGCCAUGGGUGCUCCAAAAUGACACUAUACAAGAAGAUGUUUGGUAUACCCACGGCCAAAAUGGUGAUGUCUUUGCUACAUUACUCUUAUGGCCAAAAACUAACACUGUUCAUUUAAGUAAUGUUGUGAAAACUACUGAAAAAACACAAAUAUCAAUUCUUAAUAUACAGGAGCCUUUGAUUUGGAGACAAGAAUCAGAUUCUCUGAAGAUUUCUUUACCACUUGAAGCUCAUAAAGGAGAACCAGCAUGGGUGAUUCGAAUCACAAAUUUGACAAAAUAGUAAUAAGUAUCGGUGCUAUAAAUAUAAAGCUACAUUUGAGUACAUAUGCUUUUCUUCAGAAAGUAAACAUUGUACAUUCAUGAUGUGCCCAAUUUUUAUACUUAAGCACAUUACUGGUAGAGAAUUCAAAAACUCUGUAAAGAAUUAUGUAAUCAAUUAUUUUAUAUUUCUCAUAAAAAAUCUGUACACAAUCAGUACAAAAUAUAAAUUUUUAUAUAUUGAAAA